Molecule: messenger RNA, 3353 nt
Organism: Lotus japonicus
Lineage: Eukaryota; Viridiplantae; Streptophyta; Magnoliopsida; Fabales; Fabaceae
Product: leucine-rich repeat receptor-like tyrosine-protein kinase PXC3
Exons: 2
Coding region: 270-3140 (956 amino acids)
Biological process (GO): protein phosphorylation
Molecular function (GO): protein kinase activity; protein binding; ATP binding
Source: RefSeq, a predicted model, not a curated record
CCAGUCAACUCCACUUCCAAAACUUCUUCUCUCUUUUCCACCAAAUUUCCUUGCACUAUGAAACCAUCCCAAAACCCAACAUCUCUCUUGCACAGCAAUUUCUACCUUUAUUACCACACUACAUAUUCUCUUCUUGUUCACUUCACUUGCUCUUUCCUUCCUCUGAUUAUGUUCUCUUCCACAUGAACAACACAAUAAAAUAGAUGAUACAUUAUAGUACUGGAGGGUAAUCACAGUUUACAAAGCAGACAGACAACACAGCUAGAAACAUGGGAAUUUGCAGGUAUGAGUACAAAGCAACCUCUUUCCUGCUUAUUACAACUUUACUCAUGUUUGGGUUCUGUCCUCUGGUUUUGUCUCUGCUCUCUCAAAACCAAACAAACACCAUGAUCAAUCUCUCCAAUCUUCUCAACAUCCCUGGUUGGAAUGAUUCCAAAGACCCUAAUCCAUGUGCAUGGAAAGGGGUCAGUUGUGAUCUUACAAACUCAUCUGUGAUCAAGAUUAUCCUAUCUGGGUAUUCUCUUGGUUCUUCAGAAUUUCUUCCUGUUGUUUGCAAAAUUGAAACUUUGCAGCACUUUGAUGUCUCUAAUAACCAUCUGAGCUCUAUCCCAGAUGGGUUCAUCUCUGAAUGUGGAAAGAUUGAGAGUAUAAAGCUGCUGAAUUUCAGUGGAAUCAAGUUAAAUGGUUUUUUGCCUACUCUUGAUGGUUUUGAGGGUUUGGAAACCCUUGAUUUGUCUUUCAAUGGUUUGGAAGGGGAAAUUGGUUUGCAGCUAGAUGGAUUGGCUAGCCUCAAGGUUUUGAAUCUCAGUAACAAUCACUUCACUGGGAAUCUUCCUACCAACCUAGGAAAGUCUAUGGUUUUGGAGCAGCUUCUGCUUUCAAAAAAUCUUUUUGGAGGACCAAUCCCAGAUCAAAUUUUGAGCUAUAGAAAUUUGACUGUGGUUGAUUUUGAUGAAAAUCUUCUUUCUGGGCCAAUCCCUAUCAAUAUUGGGAACCUAUCCAAAUUGGAAAAUUUGAGUCUUUCCUCUAAUAGACUCGUUGGCGAAAUCCCAGUAACGCUCAUGAACAUCACAACCCUUACAAGAUUUGCAGCACAUCAAAACCAUUUCAGUGGUGCAAUUCCUCUUGGAGUUUCAAAGUUCCUGAGGAAUUUGGACCUUAGUUAUAAUAAUUUAUCUGAGUCCAUUCCUGAAGACCUUUUAUCUCCACCACUGUUGGUGGCUAUUGAUUUGUCCCAUAACAAAUUACAAGGGCCUUUACCUGCAAACAUCUCUCCUAGUUUAGUCAGGUUGAGAUUAGGGGGAAAUUCCCUCACUGGAGCGAUUCCUUCAGGUACUUGUCAAACCGUUCAAGAUUUGACAUACAUGGAGCUGGACAGUAAUAAGUUGACCGGUUCGAUACCUCCCGACUUGGGUUCGUGCCGGAAAUUGGCCUUGUUGAAUUUGGCUGAGAACCAAUUGACUGGUGCAUUGCCUCCAGAACUUGGCAAACUUGGCAACCUUCAAGUCUUGAAGCUUCAAAUGAACAAGCUUAAUGGGACUAUCCCAAUUCAAAUUGCUCAACUACACAAGUUAUCUACCCUGAAUUUGAGCCGGAAUUCUCUGGAUGGACCAAUUCCAUCUGAGCUAUCAAGCUUGACAUACCUCACAUUCCUGCACUUGCAAGGAAACAAUCUCAAUGGUGCUAUACCCUCAUCCAUUAGAAACUUGGGGUCUCUUAUAGAACUUCAACUUGGGAAAAACCAGCUAAGUGGUGAUAUUCCACAUAUGCCUGUGAGUCUACAGAUUGCUUUGAAUCUCAGUAGCAACCACUUCAGUGGAACUAUUCCUAGCAGUUUUGGUGAUUUGGCUAACCUUGAAGUUUUAGAUCUCUCAAAUAACUACUUUUCUGGCACAAUUCCUCAGUCUCUGACUAAAAUGCUAUCAUUGACACAGCUGCUACUUUCAAACAAUCAUCUCACAGGUGUUCUUCCAGAUUUUGGUUCUCAUGUUAAUAUCGAUAAAAGAGGAAAUCAUGUCACAGAAAAUAGAAAUGUCUCACCCAACAACAAUUCUCCAAGAGCACAAAAGAAUGGGAAAUCUGUUGUUGCGGCAGUUCUUGCUGCAAUUGCUGCUGCUGUUUUUCUGGUUGGCCUGGUCACCCUGGUGGUUUUAUCAAUCUCCCGACACUAUACCAGGGUUAACGUCGAACAAAUGCAGACCGGUGAAGGUGAAAAUCUUCAUCUUCCUCCUCAGGUCACUCAUAGUAGUUUGUUAACUCCAAACAGGAUCCAUAUAUCAAACAUUGACUUCUCCAAGGCCAUGGAAGCUGUUGCUGAAACAUCAAACAUUACACUGAAAACCAGGUUUUCAACUUAUUAUAAGGCCACUAUGCCUUCUGGAUCAAUCUACACUGUCAAGAAGCUUAACUGGAGUGACAAGAUAUUCCCGGGUAGCAGCCUUGAUAAAUUUGGGAGAGAGCUUGAUGUCUUGGCAAAGUUGAACAAUUCGAAUGUCAUGGUUCCCCUAGCCUAUAUUUUGUCCACUGACAGUGCUUAUAUAUUGUAUGAGUAUGUCUCGAACGGCUCCCUUUUCGAUGUGCUGCAUGGAAGCAUGGGAGGAAACUCAUUAGAUUGGGCUAGCAGAUAUAGUAUAGCUGUUGGGGUGGCUCAGGGUCUCUCUUUUCUGCAUGGAUUUUCCUCUGGUCCAAUACUUCUCCUUGACUUGUCUAGUAAGAGUAUUAUGCUGAAAUCCCUCAAGGAGCCUCUAGUUGGGGAUAUUGAACAUUAUAGGGUGAUUGAUCCCUCCAAGAGUACAGGGAGUUUUUCUGCAGUUGCUGGUUCAGUUGGCUAUAUUCCUCCAGAGUAUGCAUACACCAUGAGAGUAACAAUGGCAGGGAAUGUCUAUAGCUUUGGGGUCAUUUUACUGGAAUUGCUGACAGGAAAACCUGCAGUGACUGAAGGCACUGAAUUGGUCAAGUGGGUUUUGUGCAAUUCAAGAAAUCAAGAUUACAUUCUUGAUUUUAGUGCUAGUAGAACAUCACAGGCUUGCAGAAACCAGAUGCUUGCAACUCUGAAGAUUGCUCUUGGUUGUGUGAGCACAUCCCCUGAAGCAAGACCAAAGAUGAAGACUGUGCUACGGAUGUUGCUAAAUGCUAGAUAAAAUCAUACUCACAAUAGGUGUAUUAAGUUUUCAAGAAUUUUGUUUUAGGUGGUGUGUUAAAUCUAUAAAAGAUAAAUAGAAUGUCUGAUAGGGUGAAUUUUGUUCAAUACUAUUGUGGUGCUGUAGAAAAUUAAGGUGUGUAAAAGGAAUCAGUUUGCUAUCAAAGACAUUAAGCAUAUAGUCAUACAUAAAGUUGAUUUUUAGAUAUACAAA